Molecule: messenger RNA, 1364 nt
Organism: Panicum virgatum (switchgrass)
Lineage: Eukaryota; Viridiplantae; Streptophyta; Magnoliopsida; Poales; Poaceae
Product: E3 ubiquitin-protein ligase EL5-like
Exons: 1
Coding region: 223-1170 (315 amino acids)
Source: RefSeq, a predicted model, not a curated record
UAGGAUUGCCGCGCCUUCUCCUCCCCCGUCACAUACUCACAUCCCUACGGCACGCGCACGCCGCGUCGACCACUCUGUCCCCGUCGUCACGGCAUCACACUCGAACGCCUCCGGCUCGCUCCCCCUGACUGGGAUAUAUAUAGGUGCGUGCGAGCUCGAUCGAGAGUGCCCGCUUGAUCCAUCGACGAGCACCAACCCGGGGGUUCAGUUCGGUCCAGCAACAUGGCGCAUGAUUCCGACCAAGGCGCCGCGCGCCCGUCGCGGCGGAGCGGCGGCGACGUCGCCGCCGACGCUCCCGCGCCGCCCAAGUCGGCCGCGGCGGGCGCCAUGACGCUCGGCAGCAUCUUCACCGUGGCGGGCAUCGUCCUGGUCUUCGUCGUCUUUGCAAUCGUCCUCCUCUCGCUCCAGUACUGCUUCAACGCCUGGGACAGAGGGGAGCUCUCGGAAGACGCGCCGAGCGCGCGGCGGCGGCGGCGCCAUGGCGGUAGUGGUCGUGGGAUCCGGGCGAGGACCAGGGGCGGCGUCGACCCGGAGCUGCUGCGCUCGCUGCCGGUCACGGUGUACCGCGCGGCGGCCGCGGGUUCCAAGGGGGCGGAGGAGGAGGGCACGGUGGAGUGCGCCGUGUGCCUCGCGGAGCUCGAGGACGGCGAGGCGGCGCGGUUCCUGCCCCGCUGCGGACACGGCUUCCACGCCGAGUGCGUCGACACGUGGCUCGCGUCCCACACCACCUGCCCGCUCUGCCGCCUCACCGUCGCCAAGCCCGACGCGCCGCCGUGCUCGGCGCUUCUCCCUCCGGUGCCGCCGGAGCCCGCGAGCUACGCCGCUUCGACCCUGCCCGCCAGCGUGCUCCUCGGGGUGCCCGACCAGGGCGCGGGCACCAUGGCCACCGACGGGGACGCGGGCGCCUCCACCGGCGCCACGGGAGCCCUGGCGAUCCAGAUCCCGGAGCCGGCCGUGCCGGCGCCUGCUCCGCCCAACGCCGCCAAGUCGCCGGGCUCAGCUAGGCUGAGAUCGUCGUUCAGGAGGCUGUGGAGCUUCGGAAGGCAAGGGGCGGGGGCGAGCUCCUCCUGCUCAUGCGCCGGUGCCGGCGAAGGAGCCGACCUGGAGCAGGGCGUCAGCGUUACCACCGACCGGCAGGAGAGCCGCACCAAUCUUCAGAGCUCUCUGUAAUAGCGCACAUGUAUAUUCAGUAUAGCAUUUCUUUUAGUUUUAGAAUAUGUAAAUUAUUUUUUAUUUAUUCUUAGUUUUCACGCUUCCUUCCGAUGAAUUGUUCAUCGUUCUCCGUUCAUCCGUCAAGGAGCAACGAAAAGGUUGUCCUUUAUUUUUUCAGAAAAUAAAAUUUUUUGUCUGAAUAACCUCUUAAA